GGGGCGACUCGCUACAAAUGGCGCACCCUCACCACCAAUUUCACCAUCAACCCCCGCACCCCGGACUGCACGGCCUACCUUGCGACAUUUGGGGUCGAGCAGUGAACCCCCCUCCGCCACCAAGAUACGGUGGUCGCUCGUGCGGUGGUUCAAGUUCGUCAAAUCCCUCAGCGUCAUCAAACCCAGGUGGCAACUCUCACUCGUCCAAAAAAACGCGACGGCGCGUGGCCACGAUGGCACAACGUCGAGCUGCCAAUAUCCGCGAGAGGCGACGCAUGUUUAACCUGAACGAAGCGUUCGACAAACUGCGCCGAAAGGUUCCGACGUUUGCAUACGAGAAACGUCUUUCUCGCAUUGAAACUCUCCGACUCGCCAUAACAUACAUCUCGUUCAUGGCUGAGCUACUGGCUGGUAAAACGACCGGCUCAGAUAGUGUCUCGUCCGCCUCUGGGCCACCAGGUCCUUCACUCCUCGGACAUGCUGGAUCACUGCACUGCCCCGAGUACAUUCCGUACAGUUUGCCACCACUUGGAUCAUCAUAAUCCAGCAUGCAAAAGAAAUAUCUAGUCUUCCAAUCUUAAUUUGAUUUCAAGAAAAAUUA
Neocloeon triangulifer is the source of this 601-nucleotide messenger RNA. Its product is annotated as protein Fer3-like. The transcript is spliced from 2 exons. Gene Ontology annotation, molecular function: RNA polymerase II transcription regulatory region sequence-specific DNA binding; protein dimerization activity; DNA-binding transcription factor activity, RNA polymerase II-specific. The coding region runs from base 18 to 542 and encodes 174 amino acids. Gene Ontology annotation, biological process: developmental process; regulation of transcription by RNA polymerase II. Lineage: Eukaryota; Metazoa; Arthropoda; Insecta; Ephemeroptera; Baetidae. The record is from RefSeq and is a predicted model, not a curated record.